Prunus avium (sweet cherry) is the source of this 1443-nucleotide messenger RNA. Its product is annotated as DNA replication complex GINS protein PSF3-like. Gene Ontology annotation, cellular component: GINS complex. The record is from RefSeq and is a predicted model, not a curated record. Gene Ontology annotation, biological process: mitotic DNA replication initiation. Lineage: Eukaryota; Viridiplantae; Streptophyta; Magnoliopsida; Rosales; Rosaceae.
CGUUACACACGAAUACCCCCCUCUUCCAAUAUUUUUGAGUUUCCCUCCUUUUCAUUUCAUUUUCAUUUUUGGAUCGUCUUCUUCCCUCCGUUUUAGUUAAAUCUCUCUCGUCGGCCACAGAUUUCACCCCCAAAAAAGAAAAAGGGAAACAAGAACUCAGGAGUCUGUCCAGGAGAAGGGAGGGAGCAUUGUACGGAAAGUGGGAUCUUUUCUGAAAAUGGCAAGUUACUAUGACAUUGAUGAUAUUCUUGUGGAAGAACAGCGUGUCCCAGUUGCUUUCCAGCAAGCAGUAAAUGGGGUUGAUAUUGAUCCUAGUGCUGAAACCCAUUGUGUUGAACCCGGUUCAAAGGUAGAGCUACCUUACUGGCUUGCCCAUGAGUUACACCUCAGAAAAGUAGCAAAGAUGAAGGUUCCUGCAUGUUUCAAUCAAAGAACAAAACUGGAACUUGGGGCUGAUGGUGCAUCUGUGGAUUUAAGAUCUCGAUGUCUAUACUUCUAUGAAUUUGGAUGCAAGAUAGCACCGCUGGUUGGUGAUAGAGACAUGGGAUCAUUCCUAUUAUCUGCAUUUAGGACCAGGUAUCAGAAAAUCCUGGCAAAGGCACAUAACGCAGCAUUUACAGCACAUUCAAAAUUGUUGUCGUACUUAACAAAAGAAGAAACCAAUCUGUAUGAGGCAGCUCAGUCGUCAAUGGCGGCCUUUAAGAAGUGGCGGAUAGGUGGCCCCCGAUUUGAGAGAGCUUCUGUACUUGGGAGGAAGAGGAAGGAAGCCAACUGAUUAGUCGUAUUGUACCCUCUCUACUCUACCUCUCAUCUGAUCCAUCCUUUCUGAAUCAUUGUCCCAAUUUGUAAUUUUUCCUACAUUGGAAAAGCUAGUUGGUAAUUUUGCUGGAAGUUAAUGAGAUCAUUGUAAUUUUAAUUAAACAUCAUUAUAUAAUUAUUUGCACUCAGUAUUGCUAGCACGCACCUAUUCAUUUAUCAUUUUAUCUUUAAGGCAAACAAAGAGUGAAAUUUAUUUUGCGGUCCCUCGUGAUAUAUUUUUGAUUGCUAGAUGUUUGUUUCCUUGUCCGACCCGACCAAUAGCGCACGUUUUCCAUGCCCAUGACCACCCGGGAUUCCUCCUCCGGAGCGGAAUCGAGCAUGGACUUCAACCACCAUGAAACCCCAACUAAACGCAGCGUUUCGGGCUCACCCUCAGUCGACGAAGAAGAGGAAGCCGAGGAUGCGGAGGUGUGGGACCAGUUUAACCGCAGGUUCCGCGAGGUACAGUCCGUACUGGAUCGGAACCGAGCCCUGAUCCAGCAGGUGAACGACAACCACCGCUCUCGAGUUGCCGACAACAUGGUCAAGAACGUGGGUCUUAUCCAAGAGAUCAACGGCAACAUCUCCAAGGUCGUUUCGCUUUACUCCGACCUCUCCUCCAAUUUCUCCACCUUCUUUCACCAC